AUGCUGGCACUAGAACAAUCUCCUCAACUGGUGAGUUAUUAACAUGCUUUGCAAAAAAGACUGUGAUUUCAAGGUCAAACAAUAGACCGAAAUGCCUCACUUUUUUGUUGAGCUUUGAGACAAAAAAUUUUGUAAUUAUUUCUACUGUCGAAAGGGAUGUUUCUGCAAAAAAUAAAUUCUUUUUACUCAAAACUGGAACAGAUAUGGCCAAAAAAAGUUUUUAUCUCUGCCAGAAUUUCGCUUUUUACGGUUGCAAGAUCGUUGUGAUAUCUCAGCUCCUGCGGAUUAAAACUGUAUUUUAAAAUAAUCACCCUGCUCUUUCAGGAAUGUCUGGACGACGGCAUGCGUCUUCAUUUUGUCCCCGAGCCCAACCAACCAUUUUCUGGCCACGUCUACGUAAAAGGAUUCUUCUUCAGCAAAAACUGUCAUCUCGACUACAGUCGGAAUGUAAUUCGCGACCCCUUCUUUUUCCAUGUCCCCUUCAAAAGUGAAUGUCAAAUCAAGCGGGAGAAACAGAAGCAAGGCACAAGCUACUCGAUGAUAGUGGUCGUUCAGCAUCAUCCAUUGUUCAUUACCGAAGUGGACAAGGCCUAUGAUGUGUCGUGUUUCUACAACGAGAAUCAGAACAACUUGGAGCAAUCGUUCGAGAUCAACGACAUGACAACGGCGGGGCUGUCGGACGAGAAGUUCCUGCCCGACUGCAGCUAUGUUGUUGUGCAGGGCGGACUGAAUGGGGAGCCGGUGAAGUUUGCGAAUAUUGGAGAGACAUUGAUCCACAAGUGGUCGUGCGUCACUUGUAAGGGAUUUUUUGCAAUUUUCACAGCUGUCAUGGCGUUUUCAUUGGCUGGGCCGUCACUGAAAAGUGUCGGACCUGAUCCAGCGGCAAAAAAAGUGCCAUUUUGCACUCGGGAAGUAUCAAAAAGUGCAGCAAAAUACCUCCAAAAAACUCCGAAUUCAAAAGCGAUUUCAAGAGCGUGCAAAGUAACGUGUCUGAUGCAGUAGCAAAAGCAAUCAUUUUGCAUCCGGAAAGUAUCAAAAAAUGUGGCAAAAUGCCUCCUUCUCCAACAAAAAAAAACUCCUUUUUGAAGGGCGCGCUUUUGAAAUCAGACUUUUUUAAAACAGGGGGAGGUAUUUUGCUACAUUUUUUGAUACUUUCCGGAUGCAAAAUGGUACGUUUUUUCCCACAAAAUCAGGUUCGCUACUCAAGUUUCCAUUCAUUUUUUCAGCGAACCAAGGGAUUCUGGUGCACACUUGUUAUGUCCGUGAUGGCGCUGGAACUGAGUUCCUUCUGCUGGACGAUAGAGGGUAUGCUUCUUUUUCUUUGUUUAAAUCCGACAUUUUUUCAUUUUUCUCCAAAUUUUGAGUUUCAGAUGUCCCACAAACGGCUCCCUAAUCAAAGAGAUUACCUAUUCCUCAAACUUGACCAGCGCCUAUUCACCGAUCAACGCGUUCAAAUUUGCGGAUCAGAUGAUUGUGUAUUUCAGUUGUCAGAUUACGUUGUGCCGACAGGAAGACCAAGGAUGUGAGGGGAUAACGGUGAGCUAAGUUUAACUUUAAAACGCUUUUUUUAUCACAGACAUGUCAUUCUAUAUGCGUUUACUUUAGCCGCCCGCUUGUGGGCUUCCUACAAUUCCCGACCGCAACACAACAAAUCCGGAUGAAGGCGUGGAUAUUGAUGGCAACGGCGGUAAGAGUUCCAAAGAGAUCAUAAAAUCGCCUUAAAUUUUACGACGCUUGCCGAAAAAUCAAGUCAAAAAAUUCGUAUUCAGCUGUAAUUUCAGUGACUUCAACAACGACCACAACGACAACCACAACUCAGCCGAACAAUGACAUCAAUGGUCGCUCAGAGGCGCAGCAAGCUGACCCUUCAAAUAUCUUCUUCUCGAUGCCUUUCCCAUCAGCACGGCAUGCAAGAAAACGGAGAGAAAACAAUUACACAGAUGUCACAUUGGACGUGAAUUCUGACUCGGUAGGUUGUGUGUGAAGACUAGAAAAAUGAACACCAUUUUUCAGUUAAUUAUCUUUACGAAGGAUGAAAAUCCAGGCGGAAGUCUGGCCUUCCGAAUGGACAACAUCUGCUCUGCCGCGUAUGGGCAGAUCAGUAUUGGAUGGUUGUGUCUUAUAAUUGGUAUGGAAAUACGGCAAAAAGAACGUUGCUACAGUGGCGGACCUGAUACAGUGGCAAAAAACGUGCCAUUUUGCAUCCGGGAAGUAUCAAAAAAUGUAGCAAAAUACCUGCCUCUCCAAGUGAAAAAAUCUGAUUUCAUAAACGCACCUGCUCUUCUUUGUGAGGGACCCUUCAAAACGGAGUUUUUUAGUUGGAGAGUGAGGUAUUUUGCUACAUUUCUUUGUAAUAAAUGAUACGUUUUUUGUCACUGGAUCAGGUCCGUCAUUGUAGUGGGCGGGAGGUGGAGUACCCAAACGAAAUUAGCGACAAAAGUGGGGCGGGUGGCAAGAUGAGUUAAAAAUUUGGGCAUGGUGACCUCCACCCUCCAGAAUUUUCUGUCAUCUACGCCCAAGACAAAGAAUAACGCCCUCCCAACCUUAAUUUGAAUUUACAGGUCUAGUCGCGACUUGUGGAACCGUCCUCUUUAUUCAACAUCAACAUUACGAGCGUCGACUAUCAAACAUGGCCAAGCUCGUCAUGCCGUUGGAAAUGAGCUUUCAACGCCCGCAAGUUCCUAGAAGUCAGGCCGACCAAGCGUUUGUCUAUCAAUAG
Molecule: messenger RNA, 2719 nt
Organism: Bursaphelenchus xylophilus (pine wood nematode)
Lineage: Eukaryota; Metazoa; Nematoda; Chromadorea; Rhabditida; Aphelenchoididae
Source: the annotation of a GenBank genome assembly